Molecule: messenger RNA, 792 nt
Organism: Varanus komodoensis (Komodo dragon)
Lineage: Eukaryota; Metazoa; Chordata; Lepidosauria; Squamata; Varanidae
Gene: TMEM81
Product: transmembrane protein 81
Exons: 1
Coding region: 1-792 (263 amino acids)
Source: RefSeq, a predicted model, not a curated record
AUGAUGACUGCAGAAGCCUGCUUGGCUCUAGGGAUAUUAGCACUGGCUUUCUUUGUACCAGUGACUUCUGUUGAGAAAGUUACUAUUCCUAAAGAACUGAAGGCUGUUUCUGCUAGAGUGUCCGUCAGUUCCACAAGCUGUAGUGUCACCUGUGGCCUGGGCUUCAAGGUAGAAGAAACAUGCCAGGUGAAUCCUAAUGGUGAAAGGACAAACUGUACCAAACAUAGGCUGGACUGCUUGUCCAACUGGAUUUGUGGAAUGCGCCACUUCACUGUCCUUGUUGGUAAGCCAUUUGAGCUCAGCUGCCUGACCCCUUAUGAGAUCCAUCCCGAGAUGCAGGGCUUUAGCUAUACAUGGCGGUUGGCCAGGGGUAUCAUCACCACAGAUGAUGCUCUCUUUCUGCCUUUCAAAACUAAGAGCUUCGCCAUUAAGCUUUCCCCAGCUGAGGAAUAUGACGCAGGUACUUAUAGAUGUGACGUACAGUUAAUGAAAAACUACAAGCUUGUAAAGAGAAUCUAUUUUGGACUUCGUGUGAUCCCUGGCCACCUGGUGGAACUGAACUUUGACAAAUCCUUGACAUCGGAGCAGAAGUUAGAUAGUGGGAAUGCAGGCUCUCACAAGAACACUACCACCAUCACGCCAGGCCUGGAGCGGUGGAGCUCAUGGCAGCAAAGAGCUGUGUUUGUGUUUGUGGUAGGCAUCGGAAGUGGCAUGAUAGGAGGAGUCUUGUUGCACACUGUUUUCUACUAUUUGUUGAAGGUUCAUGGUAGCUAUGAAUAUGAGGAGGACUGA